Messenger RNA from Calidris pugnax (ruff), 2984 nucleotides. RefSeq names its product ankyrin repeat and SOCS box containing 12 (gene ASB12). Gene Ontology annotation, biological process: positive regulation of transcription by RNA polymerase II. The record is from RefSeq and is a predicted model, not a curated record. The transcript is spliced from 4 exons. Gene Ontology annotation, molecular function: protein binding; transcription cis-regulatory region binding. Gene Ontology annotation, cellular component: nucleus. The coding region runs from base 1315 to 2238 and encodes 307 amino acids. NCBI's taxonomy places the organism in Eukaryota, Metazoa, Chordata, Aves, Charadriiformes, Scolopacidae.
CUCCUUUCAGGGAGUUGGAGAGAACAAGAAGGUCUCCCCUCAGUCUCCUUUUCUCCAGGCUGAACCACCCCAACAAUUCCUCGAGGAAUUCCAGCUCGUGGAGAAGAAGAAACAGUCGCAGGAUUCCUGGUUGAGCUCUAACUACAUAUUUUAUGUGUUAACACACCCAUUAGACUGUGAAGGGAGCUGUUGCUGUGUGAGACCCUGCAGUGAAGCCCAGGGAUGGUCCUCAGGCGUCCGUGCCCUCUCCUGCGCGGCUACAAACUGCGUGUGGUGGUGACGGCGGGGACAUCGUGAAUGUUUCCCAGAGCCCCCUGAUUUUACCUCUUGCAGCAGUGGAGAUCUUUCUGCUGGAUAAUUUGCCUCCCCUCUCGUUAUCUGGUACUGCUGAUAACGCUGCCUCAAGCUCUCCGACCGCUCCUGCUCCGCCGCUGAAGAGUUUGGAGAAGGUUUAGAGGGAACUGGAGAAAAUAGGAUGACACUUCCCAGCUGCCAGCUCCUGAUAAGAGCCCAAGCACUGCCCCCCACUUGUUUUCUCUGCCCCUGCAAAGGGUCCCACCUUGUGAUGUGCUGCUCAAUUUUAUGAAGCCAAAGCAGCGGUUUGUUCUGGGAGGGAAGGUGAAGAUGCGGCUCAGGUGAGAAAUUCUGGGCCUUUUGCAGUGCUUUUGUCCUUCUGGUGUUCAAUACAUAACCCUGGAUGUUGUGAAUGAGCAUUUCUAUUGCUCUGAAAGUGAGAAAAGCAGUGGGGAGGGGGGUUCAGAGGGAAUCCUUUUGGGUGAUGGGCAACAACCGGGAUAAUGUAGGGGUAGGGGAUGCGCUGCCCUGCCAGGGGACUGGAAUCACCCCUGAUUUCUGCAAGAAAAGGGUAAAACAAACGCUUUGUGGCUGCUGGGAUGGCUCAAGAGGCCCCCAGCACCUGUCCCAGCCUCCCCCCGCCUGGCUGCCCCUCUCUAUAUUUACCCAGGGGAGCUUUCCAAGAAUGGAAGUGGGUAAGAUAAAACCCCUCAGGGGCUAAAAUUAGCCCCAUGGCCCUGGCCCUUCUCCCCGCGGUGGCAUUUCAGCUGUGAGUGUGACAGCCUGCCUCGCGGCGGUGGCGCAGAGCGGACGGCCAGCCCUGGCCCAGCAAGAUCCUCGCUCUUUCUCUCCUGGUUUUUUGUUUGUUUGUUUGUUUUUUGAGGUUUAAACCGAAGGAGAACUCACCAUGGGACCACCACGGCCUCCUCCGCCCUGGCUGUGAGCAUCCCCUGCCUCCCCAAGACCUUUGGCUUGACCUUUUACGAUGAAAGCGGAAUACGGGAGACAGACCAAAAGAAAAUGAGCCUAAUGGACAUCACUAAAAUGUUCUCCAUGCUCCAGCCCAGAGAAGAUGAAGAAGACAACGGAGAAAGCGAGGAGCUGAACCGAGCAGUAUCCGAGGACAACUACCAAACCCUGGAUUACCUCUUGUCCCAAGACAGGUACAAGAGGGUCAUCAACCGCAGGAGCGGCUGGGGGGUACCCAGCACCCCCCUGCGCCUGGCUGCCACCUUGGGCCACGUCAGGAGCAUGAAGGUCCUCUUGGCCCACGGGGCUGAGGUGGACAGCCUGGACGUGAAGGCCCAAACCCCGCUCUUCGUGGCGGUCAGCAAAGGCCACCGGGAGUGCGUGAAGGUCCUUCUGGAGGCGGGGGCCAGCCCGGUGGGCAGCAUCUACAACAACUGCUCUCCGCUGCUCAUCGCCGCCAGGGAUGGGAACGUGGACAUCCUGCAGCAGCUCCUGGACCACGGGGCGGAAACCAACGUUCAAGCGCGACUGCCCGAGUGGGCUGCCAACUCGGUGGCUUGUUCUGGUCCCCUCUACUUCGCCGCCGUGUACAGGCACCUGGAGUGCUUUAAGAUGCUGCUGCUUUACGGCGCUGACCCCAACUACAACUGCACAGAGGAGAGGGUGAUCGCCCAGAUCAAGGAGCCCAAGACUCUGCUGGAAACCUGCCUGAGGCACAGCUGCCGGAGCGAGUUCAUCAAGCUGCUCAUUGACUUUGGAGCCAACGUCUACUUGCCCAACCUCACGGUAGGCGAGACGCAACCGCGCAGCGAGGGCCUGGAGCUGCUGCUGCAGGCAAGAGCUCACCCCAAGUCCUUGAUGUCUCAGGCCCGGCUGGUGAUGCAACGCCUCCUGAAGCAGGCUGGUCGCCCGCACGCCCUCGGGGAGCUGGAGAUCCCCACCGUCCUGGUGAACUACCUCCGCCACCAGCCGUGAGCACACGCUGCUGGAGAUACUGCCCCAAGCACACCUCAAAUUAAAAGCUGCUGUGGCACCUCCGUGCUGUGGAACCACCACAAAUUUGUGGUUGUAAAGAGUAAUUUUUGCUCACGAGGGGUCUCCAAAAAGUGAUGCCCACGUGGGGGGACAGGAAGGGAAAAAACAGAGGAGACCUCAGCUCCGGCUCCGCAUCAGGGUGACGUUUAGCUGGGUUUGGCUUUAAAGCCUUUUUACUGAAGGAUUUUAACACUUUUAAUUGCUGCUGGUUGGAGAAGGGGCUGGGAGAAGGUGCGGAGGGAGAGGAACAAAGGCUGCUUUUACCUCCUUCCCUCCGGGGACGCUCAGGAAGGAGGGAGGCACCACCAGGCUUUGUGCCUUCGGGUUUCCCCACAGCGUGGCCUCGGCUGCCCCUAAAUCCCCUUUCCUGGAACCAUUUCCAAGUGCCUCCUCCCUUCGGCACCCUGCUGAGGGCUCCAGAACACCCAGCCACCCCAUGGCCACCUUGUCACCAUCCCAUGGCCACUCCUGACCCCCAGGACGGGGGUGCAAAGCCCAUCAGGGGCUGGGAUGUGUAUCCAAAGGCUGGAGCCCCCAGACUCUUAUCUCCUUGCCCCAGCUCCGUCUUGAAAUAUCAUCUUGUUGUCCUCAAAAGUGGUUUCUCUUUUGGCCGAGGGGUCUUUUGUGAUUGGGCAGGGGUUUUUUUAAAUUUAAUUAAAAAUGUUCCUACCGUUCGUAUUAAACUA